Molecule: messenger RNA, 403 nt
Organism: Cotesia glomerata
Lineage: Eukaryota; Metazoa; Arthropoda; Insecta; Hymenoptera; Braconidae
Gene: Svip
Exons: 3
Coding region: 139-387 (82 amino acids)
Biological process (GO): negative regulation of retrograde protein transport, ER to cytosol; negative regulation of VCP-NPL4-UFD1 AAA ATPase complex assembly; positive regulation of autophagy
Cellular component (GO): endoplasmic reticulum membrane
Source: RefSeq, a predicted model, not a curated record
GAAAAAUAAAGACGUAAAAACACAUCAAAAGCUCAAGUGUUUUUGACUUUUAUUUUAAAAGUAUUUGUCGAUUAACAAUCAACGUGUCACGUUUCAUUAAUUAUUAUUAGUUGAAGAAGAUAAAUUUAUUUAUUUAAAAUGGGUAAUUUAUGCACAUCUUGUUGCAAAGAAUCUGGUUCAUACGAAGAUUUGACACCUGACGAGCAAACAAGAAGACAACAACAAAUGGAAGCCGCUGAAAGAAGAAUGAAAGAGCAGGAACAACGGGGUAUCGGUAAUAUUAAUGUGGUAAAACGUCAACAACAACAAGCUCAAGAACGAGAAAAACGUGAAAACGAACUCGCUAAUGCUGAGCGAGAUGCGCCGUUGAAGUGGCAAGUAAACUGAAUCAACGCUAUAGAAU